Solenopsis invicta (red fire ant) is the source of this 2079-nucleotide messenger RNA. RefSeq lists its product as uncharacterized. The coding region runs from base 395 to 1738 and encodes 447 amino acids. Lineage: Eukaryota; Metazoa; Arthropoda; Insecta; Hymenoptera; Formicidae. The record is from RefSeq and is a predicted model, not a curated record. The transcript is spliced from 10 exons.
ACUUUUUUUCUUAGAGUAUCAGUUGAAAUUUUCAUUUAAAAAUUCGGAGUUCUGCCAUGAGUUCUGGCAACUCUUCGGAAGAGUUCUUUUUCUAUAAUCGAUUAAGAAUUUUAAAACUCUUUGGGCAACUAAAACUAUUCUUAUCAUUUUGAAAAGUUUUCAUAAAAGUGGAAUCAACUUUAUAGAGUUGGUUUUUGAACGCAUCUCAGAAGAAGUUGAUUGUUACUAAGCGAUAGUCUUUUGCCGCGCGCUGGUCCUUAGCCGCUGUCCCUCGCGUUUCUCUGUUAUUGCAAAUAGCAAUUGUUGGAACAGACGGUUGCAUAGAAACUGUCCUUCUGCAUAACAGAUAAUAAAUAUCUUAAAAUUUAAGUGUGAACGGAGUGGAGCAACAACUAUGGAGCAGUUCCCGGGAGAACGUAUCGGCACAAGCAUAUACGUGUAUGAUAAUUACGUUUAUCAUAAAGAUAAACGUUGUCAAGGGAUUUUUCGAUGCUCAGCCCGAAGAAGUGAGGAGUCUUAUGCGAUUUUAAAGCAGAACUUAGAUGAUACGUACACAUUGAGCUCAUCGCAUACGCAUCUGCCAGACAACGUUAUAUUGGAGCAGCUUCGAAUGAAGCAAGAGAUGCUGCAAAUGUGUCGGGAGACAUUGAUGAAGCCCAAAGAAAUUUUUGACACAGUAUGUCGAAGAUAUCCUACAGCGGCUACCGAAGUAACAUAUAACUCUAUGAGAAGUCUUUUGAAUAGAGAACAAUUACGGAAAAGACCGGAAAUACCGCGAACCGUUGCCGAACUAGAAAUGAUAUUAAGCAAUUACGAACCGAUACGACACAUCUACAAAGGCACGGUAGUGUCAGAUGAAGGAUACAGAGCCGUUAUUUUUACAAGUGACGCUCUGUUAAACGCUCUAGCAGAAAGCAAGGAGAUUUAUAUAGAUGGGACGUUUUCGGUAGUUCCCAGAGUGCCAUUGUUCGCACAAUUGUAUACCAUCUAUGUGCGAUAUAUGGAUACGGGUAUAGCUGUCGCCUUUGUUUUGUGUGAAAAACGCACAAUAAGUGUAUAUACAAAAAUGUGGCAAAAAUUGAAGGAACUACGUCCAUUGGAAAGAGUGGAGUCAGUGAUGAGCGAUUAUGAACGUGCGGCAAUGACGGUUGCUAGAGAAAUUUUUCCAAAUUCGCGAAUAACUGGCUGUUGGUUCCACUAUAAUCAGGCCGUAGUGCGACGGUGGAAGUCACUAGGAUUGAUGAGAGCUCCAAGAAAGAUUCUUGGUCUCACCAUGGCCUUACCGUUGACUCCGGCUAACAUGUUCGAACAAGGUCUACAAAUUAUCCAAGAAGAAGCCGAUGUAAUAUCAGCAGAGUAUCCUGCUGUAUUACAAUUUGCUGUUUAUUUACGACAAACUUGGCUUCCAUUAAAAGAAAAAGUCUCCGUUUAUGAUAUCCCCAUACGAACCAACAAUUUAGUAGAAAGUUUCUACUGCGUAAUGUUCCGUAAACUUGGCGGAAUUCAUCCAAUCAUUUGGAAUUUUCUUCAUAAUCUAACUGAUUUGAUCACCGAUAAAGAAAUCAAUCUCACAAGGCUGGAACGUGGAUUGAAUGUAAAAAGAGUGCGCGUCCAGCAAAAUAGGACUCGUGAUAGACGCAUUGCGGAGGCACAAUCUUUGUUGAACUCUGGAAGAUAUUCCUUGAAAGAAUUUCUUUUGACGCUCAGCAAUGCAGCAUAUUUACCGAAUAAACGAUGAUUCACAAAGUACAGAUGACGAUCAAGAAGUGGCAGACGGUAAUUUAUUUGACGCGCAUGCAGUGGAGUAGCCUCCUCCUGCACCAUCAAUCCAAUCUAUCGAUGGAAAUAAUUCCGACAACUCCGCAAGUGGUACGGCUACAGUUGCGUCUGAAGACAGUCGUAUUAUUCAGAAUGCUGGAGCGACGGGUCAAGAGAGGAGGAAUCGUGGCAGGCCUCCUAGCCGUCGUGGACGACGUGGUAGACUCGCGAGAAUAAAUCAAAAUUUAAUUCGCGAAGUAGAAGGUAACAUGUUUUUAUCAUUUAUGCAAUAAUGAUAAUUCUGUUUGUUUAAUGCUAUUU